UAAUAUUACGUACCUAGCUUACCUACAUAAUACUUCGAAAUUCAUCGUCCGAAGUCGUCAUCUCUCAACAGAGGAACGGCUGUCGUCUACGAAUGAAAUAAUAGUUACCUACCUACCAAGGCUUAGCCUAAACGUGCUAGUGCUCGCCGCUCGGAAUCCGGAUCAAUUUCUAAACUUCUAACUUCUAUAUUCUAUUAAUUAUUUCUAAUUUUGUUCUUCAUAUUUAUCGCGGGUUCGUGGCGACCCGUUGAUAACAACUCCCGCACCUGAUAACAUUUGUGAUGGUUGUCGCUGUUUACUGUUUACAAUAUUCGCUGAUAAUCCAUCCUCUCGCGAUAGCUGAUCAAAUCAACCGUUGGCCCCUGACGUGAGAAUAUUAUUAUUAUUAUUUCUCGUUGCUGACUGUUGAGUACUGUAAUAUUCCUAUUGAAGUAUUGAAUUACCAAGUGCCAUUUGUUACAUGCACCACUUACGAUAACGUGCGCUGUUUCCGCAUCGGUGAUAUCUCUGAUGAUUUUAUAGUAACAUCAAUAGUUCCGGCAGUGGUAUCUCUCAGGAUUGUAUUCUUGGCAUGGCACCACGUCCCAUGUGCGCGUAGAACCAACUGCACUCAGCAACCCAAAAAAUAAGUCACCAUCAACUUUGUUUUGCGCUGUUGGUUGUCGUCGUCAAACAUAAACUUAUUGUCGUCUUGUAGGUUCAAAUGAUCAUGCUGAAAGCAGUAAUUCUGAUCGGUGGGCCAUCUAAAGGAACUCGAUUCCGACCCCUUUCGUUGGAUGUACCUAAACCGCUUUUCCCCGUGGCUGGUCUCCCUGUUGUUCAGCACCAUAUAGAUGCCUGUUACCGUCUGGGUCAACAACACAACUCAAUUUCUGAGGUAGAUAAUAAGAGGAAUGUCAGCAAAUAUUGUGUUGCUGAAGUGCUUUUAUUGGGAUAUUAUGGAGAUGAUGAACUGGCAGACUUUUUACUUACAGCCACUCAGAGUUAUCCAUCUCUGCGAAUUAGGUACCUACGCGAGCCUGAUGCUUUAGGUACAGCUGGUGGCCUAUAUCAUUUUCGCGAUACGAUUCUUGCUCCGUUAGGCACUAGUGAAGAUGAGCAAGUGCAGGCAUUUUUUGUAAUGAAUGGUGAUGUUUGUGCUGACUUUCCAUUAGAUGAGAUGCUUGAUAUGCAUUUCAAUAAUAAUAGUCUCCAGUCACAGCAUCAACAAAAACAACCAGUGCUAAUUACUGUUAUGGCUACUGAAACUACUCGUCAACAAUCUGUUCACUAUGGUUGCAUGGUUGUAGAUAAAGAAACAAAUAUCAUACAGCAUUAUGUUGAAAAGCCAUCUACAUUUGUUUCAAACACAGUGAACUGCGGUGUUUAUUUGUGUUCCCCACGGUUAUUUGAUACUAUAGCAGAUAUUCAUUUAGAAAUGUCUAACAGUAACGGAAAUGGUAAUCAACAACACAUCACCAGGUAUACUACUAGCAGUAAUAAAAAUAAUAUUAACCAACAGCAGCAACAAAAGCCAACUGAAGAACGAGUUGCUGCUGCCAUGGUCAUGUGGAUGGAACAAGAUGUGCUACGUAGACUGGCAGGGGAAUCUGGAAGUAGUUGCAGUAGUGGGGGUGAUGGUGGUAGCAGAAUAAAGAAAGAUGCUGGUUGUGGUGGAGUGGCAUUGGCAGCAACCACACGUAACUGGUGGUCCCAAUUAAAGACUGCUGGUGCAGCAAUCUAUGCAAAUCGUCACUACUUAGCGUUGCGCCAACAACGGCAACGGUUACUACAACGAGAGUUAAUUGAUUUACCAUUGCCUUCACCCGUUAAAUGUCGAUUGGCAACUGCAGAUCCUAAAGGUGGAUAUUCAACAAUUGGAAAUGUGUAUGUGCAUCCAUCAGCUCUAGUGCAUCCUACCGCAUUACUGGGUCCAAAUGUAAGUGUAGGAGAAGGAGCUUGUAUUGAUCAAGGUGUACGUAUUAAGGAGUCUAUUGUGUUACAAGAUGCUGUCAUUGGUCAACAUAGUCUGGUGAUGCACAGUAUUAUUGGUAGACGUGCUAAAGUUGGUGCUUGGUGCCGUGUAGAAGGGAGUGCGGCGUGCUCCGACCCUAAUCCUAAUGUGGCAUAUGCAAAAAUGACACCUCAGCUGCCCUUAUUUAACGCCUUAGAUGGUCGCCUCAAUCCAUCCAUAACUAUACUCGGUUGUGGAGUCAACGUCGAAUCUGAGGUAGUAUUAUUGAACAGCAUUGUGUUGCCUUACAAGACUUUAACCAGAAGUUAUAAAAAUGAAAUAAUAUUGUGAUCAUUGAUUAGUUUAGAGACUUUUGCAAUGUAAAUUAAUAAUAUUUUUGUAUAUCGUAUGACAAUUAGGAAGCCCGCUGUUGAUAAAUAAAUUGUGAUGUACAUUUAUUAUUAUUAUAAAUACAAGUAUUUAUGUUGGUAUACUUAUAUUUCAUAUUCUUAAUGAUUAUUUAUGCACAUUAUUAUUGUUAACUGUUACACAAGUGUAUUUUUGCGUUUUACCAUUAAAUACAAAUUUUAUUAUUAUAAUUUAUUUAAAUAUACAUUUUUAUAAUACUAAAUAAUGGUUUUUUUUUACUUAUAUCUUAUUAUUUUUUAAAUUAUGGAGGCCAGUUGAAGUAUUUUAUUAGAUGAUUUUUUAAUGUUUUGGGCAGGUUUCCAACUGGAAAUAGCUAAAACACCACCCAAAAAUCUUUGAAGAUUUCAUAAGUUACACAUUGUAUAACAUUUAUUGUCUUAUGUGUUAUUGUACAUAAAUCCAUUUGUACCUAUGGUGUCGGUAAUUCGUCUGGAAUUCUCAGAACACAAUUGAAAUAAGUUUAUUGACAAUAAUAUUGUUAUUUUAUUACUCUCUCAAAGUCUAAUGUUAAAGUUACGAUAUUGUCAUGUUAAAUAUCAAUCCUCUUUAUGAAUAUUGAUAAUUUAAUGCAUUCUUUAUAUUCGAAACAAAAAAUGAUGAAAAUUAAUAAUUUAUGAAACAAAAUAUAAAAAUAAUUAAUUUUCAAUAGUUUGUAAUAAUUAAAAAUAUAUAUUCUACUACUAUGAGUAGCAAUCAAUUAAAAAACGUAUACAACAAUUAACUUAAGUAAAAAAAGAUUUCUGAAUUGUAUCAUAUAAAUUAAAACAACUGAAGCCGGGGAGUUCCCAAGUUAGACUCUUUGGGUCGGCUUAGUAACAUAUGAAAUUUGAAUACCCCAAACUCUGAAAUGCGAAUAAUAAUAAAUAUUAAGUCUUCUUGAAAAAUGGGAUGUUAAUUAUUGUAGGGCUGGAUAAAACCCUAAAAAUCUGUAGACUCAUAUCCGUACUCUAUCUGUAGUUUCAUAUUCUGCGCUUAUAACAAACAUGAGUGGAAGUGCCAAAGCUUCUUUAAAAUAAUUUAUAUAAUAUACUUCAAAAUAAAUGAUUAUUGGAGCUUUUAAAAAUUAAUGGUUUGAUUAUUUUUUUUAUAUAUCAGAUUUGAUUAAAAAAAAAAAAUAAUUUUAGCCUCUACCAAUCAAUAGACUUAUUUUAAACAUACCUGGCAAUAUAACACAAUGUCAUAUGAUAGAUAAUAAUUGUAUUUUGUAAAUAUUAAUUCUACAUAAAACAGCUUACAUAUAUAUACAUUUCAAGGGCAGUAAUUAUAGAGUGCUUAUUGUGAAUAAAAAAAAUACACGACCCUUAAUAAUUUUUCAGUUAAUUAAUACAAACCAUGGGUCAUCUUAGUAUGCACAUUGCACAAUUAACUUAAUAAAUAAUUUCAUAAGCACACAUUUAUUUUAGUAAAUAAUUUGAAUAUAAAUCUACAUCAUUUACAUCACAGAAUUAUGAAAAGAAAAAUAUCUUUUGUGGCACUCAUGACUUGAAAGAUAUUCUUCUCCUCAGUAUCCAUCCAGACCGUUGUAUAAUUUAUUGAUUGAGUUUUCGCCUAAUAUUCUUU
Myzus persicae (green peach aphid) is the source of this 3922-nucleotide messenger RNA. It is a transcript of the gene Gmppa, whose product is annotated as mannose-1-phosphate guanyltransferase alpha-A. NCBI's taxonomy places the organism in Eukaryota, Metazoa, Arthropoda, Insecta, Hemiptera, Aphididae. The record is from RefSeq and is a predicted model, not a curated record. Gene Ontology annotation, cellular component: cytoplasm. The coding region runs from base 704 to 2284 and encodes 526 amino acids. The transcript has 9 exons. Gene Ontology annotation, biological process: biosynthetic process.